UUCUCAAAUUACAAAGUAGAUCUCAGUCACAUACGAACUAGAUUACUGGUCACAUACGAUCAGAAAAAUGCUCAUAUGCAAUUCUGUUACAAUAUAAUUAUGGAUAAAAUGUAAUAAAAGUCACACGAGUCUAUUUACACUGCUCUCCUUUUUUCUUCACUCGAGUCUGCAUUCUCCUUUCCACUUGCCAGCUCAACAUUGACCAAUUGCAUCCUUUGACUUUGCUCCUCCACACUCGAAUUUUUCUUUUUCUGGAAAAGUACACUUGGUGGAGCCUAUCACUUCCACUCCCACUGUGGUCGUUUUUUUUUUCCCCCAACCGGUUUUUUAAUCUUUUAGGGUUUAAAGAUUGAAAGAAGAAGUCAUCAAUUUCAAUCUCGGUGUUUGUUUCUUUCUCGGUGAUUGAAAGAAUUCUCUGGGCUAGUGAAGGAGAAAGACAUCGCUAAAAAUGGCUUCUUCUUCUACUUCUCUCAAGAGACGAGAGCAACCAAUUUCUCGAGACGGAGAUGAGCUUAUCAUUACUCCUUUAGGCGCUGGGAACGAAGUGGGUCGUUCUUGUGUUUACAUGUCCUUUAGAGGCAAAACGAUUCUGUUUGAUUGUGGGAUUAAUCCUGCGUAUUCAGGAAUGGCUGCGUUACCUUACUUUGAUGAGAUUGAUCCUACCACCAUUGAUGUCCUCUUGAUUACUCACUUUCAUUUGGAUCAUGCAGCAUCCCUACCUUAUUUUCUGGAGAGGGUAAUUGAUUUCCAUCAAACGGUUGAAGUGAAUGGCAUAAAGUUCUGGUGCUACACGGCAGGCCAUGUUUUGGGUGCAGCCAUGUUUAUGGUGGACAUAGCCGGUGUCCGGAUCCUCUACACAGGCGACUAUUCCCGCGAGGAAGACCGUCAUCUAAGAGCAGCCGAGCUUCCUCAGUUCUCCCCUGACAUAUGCAUCAUCGAAUCAACUUCCGGUGUCCAGAUUCAUCAAUCUCGUCACAUCCGAGAGAAACGUUUCACCGACGUAAUCCACUCAACAGUUGCUCAGGGAGGACGUGUCCUGAUCCCGGCUUUUGCCUUAGGCCGUGCACAGGAGCUUCUCUUGAUUCUAGACGAGUACUGGUCUAACCACCCGGUUCUACACAACAUCCCGAUCUACUACGCUUCACCGCUCGCCAAAAAGUGUAUGGCGGUUUACCAAACCUACAUUCUAUCCAUGAACGACAGAAUCAGGAGCCAGUUUGCGAAUUCUAAUCCGUUUGUGUUCAAGCACAUCUCUGCGUUGAACAGCAUCGAUGAUUUCAGAGACGUUGGUCCGUCUGUGGUUAUGGCUAGUCCUGGAGGUCUUCAAAGCGGUUUCUCGAGGCAGCUCUUUGACAUGUGGUGUACAGAUAAGAAGAACGCUUGUAUCGUACCUGGUUACAUGGUGGAAGGUUCACUAGCGAAAACGAUAAUCACUGAGCCUAAGGAGGUGACACUUAUGAACGGUCUCACUGCUCCUCUCAACAUGCAGGUUCACAACAUCUCCUUCUCUGCUCACGCAGACUAUGCGCAGACGAGCGCUUUCUUGAAAGAGCUCAUGCCUCCCAACGUCGUUCUUGUUCACGGCGAAGCUAACGAGAUGAUGAGGCUGAAACAGAAGCUCUUCACGGAGUUUCCAGAUGGGAACACAAGGAUCAUGAACCCGAAGAACUGCGAGUCCGUUGAGAUGUACUUCAACUCGGAGAAAAUGGCGAAAACCAUUGGGAGAUUGGCGGAGAAGACGCCUGAUGCUGGCGAUACAGUGAGCGGGAUUCUUGUGAAGAAAGGUUUCACUUAUCAGAUAAUGGCGCCUGAUGAUCUCCAUGUUUUCUCACAGCUGCCAACAGCAACUGUUACUCAGCGGAUCACUAUCCCAUUCUCAGGAGCUUUCGGUGUGAUAACACAUCGCCUCGGGAAGAUUUUCGAGACUGUGGAAUCAUCGAUGGAUGAAGAAACCGGCCUUCCAGGGUUGAAAGUACACGAGAGAGUAACGGUGAAACAAGAGUCAGAGAAGCACAUCUCGCUUCAGUGGUCUUCGGAUCCGAUAAGCGACAUGGUUUCAGACUCCAUUGUAGCUCUGGUUCUCAACAUCAGCAGGGAAGUCCCCAAGAUCAUGGUGGUGGAAGAAGAAGAAGCUGUGAAAUCGGAGGAAGAGAACGGCAAGAAAGUCGAGAAAGUAAUAUACGCGCUUCUUGUGUCGCUCUUUGGGGAUGUGAAGGUAGGAGAGAAUGGGAAACUUGUGAUUGGUGUCGAUGGCAAUGUCGCUCAGCUCGAUAAAGAGAGUGGAGAUGUAGAGAGUGAGCAUGAAGGUCUUAAGGAAAGAGUAAGAGUAACAUUUCAAAGGAUUCAAAGCGCUGUGAAACCUAUCCCCUCUCUCAGCAAAUUAAAGUAGUCGUUGAGGUCUUUUUUCAUCAUAUCAUCUAACGUUGUUACUGUCUCCAAGUUUACUAAUAAUAUAUGAUGAUCAAAUGUAAUGGUUUUUUGUUUACUAAGAAUGUGUUUAAUGAAACUUUGCUGCUUCUAUAAGCUUACUGUGAUGUGAUGAUGAUUA
Thlaspi arvense is the source of this 2548-nucleotide messenger RNA. Lineage: Eukaryota; Viridiplantae; Streptophyta; Magnoliopsida; Brassicales; Brassicaceae. The record is from the annotation of a GenBank genome assembly.